GUGGUAUACAGUAAUACUACAGGUUGUAUUUGGAAGGAGUGGGGGGGAGAGAGGAUUGUCAUCCUGAACCACUUCCCUAAUCUGUUCUUAGAGGCUUAGUGAGACCUCAGGUUAGAUUGACUGUGAUGUGUCAUUUGAGAGGGGGACCCAAACAAAUCCUUUACUUCUCUGGCAUUUAUUCAUUUGUUAUUUAAAUACACUCUCAAAUUUGCUGAAUUUAUUGCUUUUAAUCCCUGUUUUAAUCAUUACAUUUUCUUUUUGCAUUUUAUAGCUGUUCUUUAGGUUCUGGUUACUUUAUUCAGAUUUGCAGAUUACAGAUUAACAGGAUACAGCAGUUUUUGCAAGACUUGUCUUUUUCUUUUGCCUCUUCAUAUUUUCAUUUUUUUUCCGUUAGAGAUUUCUCACAAUGAAGGACAGAUUGGCUCAGCUCAAAGAGACAAGUGAUGUUGGAGGGGAUGAUAUUGAGGUUCCUGUGGAGAAUGAGGCUUUUAUGGAAGAUUUUUUUGCUCAGAUUGAGGAUAUCCGCUCCAGUAUUGAAAAGAUUGAUGAGAGUGUAACAGAAAUAAAAAAACUGUACUCCACCAUCUUGUCUGCCCCCACAUCUGACCAGAAAACACAGGAUGAUCUUGAAGCAGUCACCAACGUGAUUAAGAAAUCUGCCAACAAUGCAAGAAACAAACUCAAGAGCAUCGAAAACCAACUUGAGACAAACAAAGAUGAGAGGGCCUCUGCUGACCUCAGGAUAAGAAAAUCACAGCAUGCUAUCCUGGCGAAGAAAUUUGUAGAGGUAAUGACAAAAUACAAUGAGGCACAAGUUGACUUCAGAGACAAGAGUAAAGGACGGAUUGCCCGACAGCUUGAGAUCACCGGCAAAGCGACAACUGAUGAGGAACUGGAAGAGAUGCUAGAGGGAGGCAACUCCACUGUCUUCACUGCUGGGAUUAUGGAUUCAAAUUUAAACCAGCAGGCCCUGAACGAGAUUGAGGCUCGUCACAAAGACAUCAUUAGGUUGGAGAGUAGCAUCAAAGAGCUCCAUGACAUGUUUGUUGAUAUCGCUAUGCUAGUUGAGAACCAGGGUGGCAUGAUUGACAGAAUUGAAAGUAACAUGGACCAAUCAGUGGGCUUUGUAGAAAGAGCAGUCGCUGACACCAAGAAAGCCGCCAAGUUCCAACAGGAAGCACGUAGGCACCUGUCUUCAAUCAGCCUCAUCACCACCGGUGUAUAUAAGCCUGCCUGUUCCCGGAAAUCCUCGCCUAAUGCUGUGUUACUGACCCACGUCAUUCCUGCCACCAAGCCUGUUCUGUCCACUGCCUGCCACCUGUCCACGCCGCCACCUGCCAACACAUCCAGGACCACCUCCAUAACCUUUCCUCAAUAAACUGUUCAUCAUUUUACAUCUGCCGAGGCCUGGUCUUGGAUCCAGCUGCUCCCCUCACGUAACAGAAUACUUAGGCCACUAUGGACCCAGUAACUCUGGAGGCUCUGAAGAACGCACUAACCCUCCAAGGCGCCCACAUUGGACGACAGGAUAAAAACCUGCAAGAAAUCACCGAAACGCUCCACUCUCUUUUGCAACAUGUCUCCCUCCUUUCCCAACAGAUGCAAUACAUGCAACCCCCUGUAAGUACUCCCCCCAAGUAUGUCCCUCCACCCGAGCCCUACUCCGAGGACCUAGGUGCAUGUAGCCAGUUUAUUCUUAAUUCCUCACUCGUAUUCAAUCUCCAACCGUACAGUUAUCCCACAGAACGUUUCAAAGUAGCAUAUGUCACUAACCUCUUCCGCGGCAAAGCAGCAAAAUGGUCCGCUUCAUUAUGGCAAAACUCCCCUUCAUUCAUUCGAUUCUUUUUCCGCCGAACUCCGCAAAGUAUUUGAUCACCCAGUUCAGGGCAAAGAAGCCACCCGUCGCCUCCUCACCCUCACGCAGGGCGCUAAAUCAGCAGCGGAAUAUUCCAUUGAGUUCCGCAUAUUGGCAGGUGAAUGCGGGUGGGACGACACGGCGCUUGGGGGGAUUUUUUCAAAUGGCCUCUCUGACCAACUCAAGGAUGAGCAAGUGGUCCGGGACGAGCCCUCCUCUCUCGAGGAUCUCAUCACCCUUUCCAUUUGGCUUGAUAACCGACUGUGAGAGAGAGUACAAGAGACGAGGGUCCGCGUAUGUAAGAAUCCUCCCACUCAGAGCACCACACCGUCGGCUUCUCACCCGCCUCGCGCACUUCCGUCACUCCCCGUAGCUACCACAGAGCCCAUGCAAAUUGGUAAAUUUUGACCCACAGGAGCGUCAGCGUCGAGUCAUCCACCGGCUGUGUAUCUACUCCGGUCACUUUAUUUCCUCAUGCCCGCGUCGAUCAAAAGACCAGGCUCACCGUGACCCGAGAGCGUCAUGGUGAGCCAGACCUCCUUUCCCUGAAGCUCCCUCUCUCGCAUGACUGUUCCUACUUGCAUUAUCUAUUUCUGCUCAGAACACCCCCAUUACUGCCCUUAUAGAUUUCGGUGCCGAUGACAACUUCAUUCAUUAAGCAAUAAUUCACCAGCUCCAAAUCCCUCUCCAACCACUUCCGUCCCCGAAGAAAGUCACAGCCCUGGAUGGCCGAAUCAUCUCCCGCGUUACCCACCAAACAGUGCCAUUCACCUUGCUUAUUUCGGGUAAUCACCGUGAGAACAUCUCACUUUUUGUGAUCCCUUCCCCUGACACCCCAUUAGUCCUCGGAAUUCCCUCGCUCAAAAAAUACAACCCCUCCAUCGACUGGACACACUGCUCCAUCACCGGAUGGAGCCCUCACUGCCACUCACACUGCCUGCUCUCAGCUAUACCGCCCUCUGAUAAAUCGCCACCCCCUUCCACGCCCGUUGACCUCUCCUGAGUCCCUGGAGAAUACCAUGAUCUCUCUCUUCACCAAAGACCUGGCCAUUUCUCGACCCCCCGCACUGCCCGUAUCUACUGCCAGGGGCCCCUCUUCCUUCCUUCCGUCUCUACAACCUUUCCCAACCUGAGAAAAAGGCAAUGGAGGACUAUAUCCAUGACUCUCUGGCUUCCGGACUAAUACGACCUUCCUCUUCUCCAGUAGGGGCCGGCUUCUUUUUUGUUGAAAACAAAGACACUACUCUUCACCCAUGUAUCGACUCCUAUGGUCUCAAUGACAUCACUGUCAAAAAUAAAUCUCCGCUUCCCCUCAUCGACCCCUUGCUUAAACCCCUCUGCGACGCCCGGAUAUUCACCAAGUUGGAUCUACGGAACGCCUACCACCUCAUCCGUAUCCGAGAGGGGGAUGAAUGGAAAACCGCUUUCAACACCCUUCUCGGACACUUCGAAUAUCAGGUCAUGCCGGUUGGAUUGACUAAUGCCCCCGCUGUCUUCCAGACCUUCAUGAACGACCGCACGCAAUAAACAGCUCGCGGACCGUCAUCGCUCCCCGGAGCCUGAAUACAAUGUGGGCCAAUCUGUCUGGCUUUCUUCUCACGACAUCCCUCUUCAGACAGAGUCCCGGAAACUCACUCCGCGUUUCGUUGGUCACUUCCCAAUUACCAAGAUCAUCAAUCCCACUUCCGUCCAAUUGUAGCUUCCACAGUCUCUGAAAAUUCAUCCCACAUUCCACGUCUCUUUGCUGAAGCCUGUCUCCACCUGCCUGCCAACUGUCCACGCCGCCGCCUGCCAACACAUCCAGGACCACCUCCAUAACCUUUCCUCAAUAAACUGUUCAUCAUUUUACGUCUGCCUCCGCCUGCUUUUGGGUCCAGCUACUCCCCACACGUGACAUUACCGGUGCAGCUGCAAGACUUUGAAAACUGUUUGUCCUGAUUUGAAACCCCAAGCAGCACGAAAUGUGAUUGAACCAUAAGCAGUUGAUUUGCCAAGACAAAAGUUUAAACAGUCAUUCUAUAUGCUUGAUCUGUAGUAUCAAGUUGGGAGUAUUUUAUAUUAAGAUAUGAUUCUUACACUACUUUUAUGGCCAAGCUUGUACACUAAAUUCGAGUCGAUGGGCGUGGUCUUGUCCGGUCCGCCGCCCCCUGGAUAUUUAACCUCUGACUUCCACCUCCUCCUCCUCUUUCAUGUUUAGCCCUCUGUCGUGUCUGGCUCGCUUGUUUUUCCUCAGCGCGGCGUGGCUGUGCCGCCGCCCCUCCCCUUCCUUUUGUUCUGGCCAAACGUGAGUUCUCUGAACUUGGUAGCGGAUCCCGAAAACAGGGGGGGGAGAGAGAUGGUCAUAUUCUACCAACGAGGUGUGAUGAACAACAAUUUUUCUUCAUCUUUUUCAUCAACCAAACCUGCCUCCUCGCCUCCUGAGACGACUGAGACAGACCAUCCCACCGACCAGCUGAUCUACAGUCGUGAGUAGACACUGCAAUCAUUGCCAAAAUGUACAAGAUUAGUGCCUAAUAAUUUUGGGGAAAUUACUAGCGUCACACAAAAUCCCAAUUUUGCUCUCUCUCGCUCUGACUCAACGCAUUAAACACACACAUUCACAUUUUUAGCCCAGCAGCACACGGUCUUAUUUCCCUUUUGGUAUGCCUUUUUUUUUGCUUUCACCAGCAUCCAUCCAUCCAUUUUCUGAGCCGCUUCUCCUCACUAGGGUGGCGGGCGUGCUGAAGCCUAUCCCAGCUGUCAUCGGGCAGGAGGCGGGGUACACCCUGAACUGGUUGCCAGCCAAUCGCAGGGCACAUACAAACAAACAACUCACAGUCACAUCUACGGGCAAUUUAGAGUCACCCAUUAAUGCAUGUUUUUGGGAUGUGGGAGGAAACCGGAGUGCCCGGGGAAAACCCACGCAGGCACGGGGAGAACAUGCAAACUCCACACAGGCGGGGCCGGGGAUUGAACCCGG
This is a messenger RNA of Phyllopteryx taeniolatus (common seadragon), 4814 nucleotides long. Its product is annotated as syntaxin-3-like. The record is from RefSeq and is a predicted model, not a curated record. Gene Ontology annotation, biological process: exocytic insertion of neurotransmitter receptor to postsynaptic membrane; synaptic vesicle fusion to presynaptic active zone membrane; intracellular protein transport. Gene Ontology annotation, molecular function: SNARE binding; SNAP receptor activity. Bases 407 to 1378 code for a protein of 323 amino acids. NCBI's taxonomy places the organism in Eukaryota, Metazoa, Chordata, Actinopteri, Syngnathiformes, Syngnathidae. The transcript has 11 exons. Gene Ontology annotation, cellular component: synaptic vesicle; SNARE complex; endomembrane system.